Messenger RNA from Xiphophorus couchianus (Monterrey platyfish), 1821 nucleotides. It is a transcript of the gene dgat1a, whose product is annotated as diacylglycerol O-acyltransferase 1a. The record is from RefSeq and is a predicted model, not a curated record. The transcript has 17 exons. The coding region runs from base 250 to 1821 and encodes 523 amino acids. Gene Ontology annotation, biological process: triglyceride biosynthetic process. Gene Ontology annotation, molecular function: diacylglycerol O-acyltransferase activity. Gene Ontology annotation, cellular component: endoplasmic reticulum membrane. NCBI's taxonomy places the organism in Eukaryota, Metazoa, Chordata, Actinopteri, Cyprinodontiformes, Poeciliidae.
UCAAACCAGAAAGGGGGAUGUUUGCUUAAUAAACGAAGGUCUGGCAACCGAAAAGAGUCAAAUGCACCUUGAGCUUUAGUGGUAGCCUAAUAAAGCGCUUUUUUCUUCUUCUACACUAUCAGUGACAUAGAGCUCCAAGGAGGGAAGUGUUCAGCUGCUGUUUGUUCUGCUGACAAAGAAAAGGAGCGACGACAGUAACGUAUUAGCAAUGUCUGGUCGAUAGAAACUGCGUGACUGAAUCCUGCAGAAAUGAGCGACACGAAGGGGCCCGCAGCACGCAGGAGGAGGACUACCAUCUCCGGCGGUGGAGGAGCUGGCAGCGUGAAACAAGCCAACGGCACCAAGGGGCAUGAUGCCGGGGGGAAACCUCCACAGUAUCCCGCUGGAGUCAAAGCAGCGGCGCCGGAGGUUUCCAAGCAGCACGCCAGUCACAAUGGGAAUGUGGGCAGAGAAGAGUCGGGGAAAAGGCAGCAGCAGUCCGGUAGCAGUCCGAGGAAGCAAAGCAGCGCGGUGGAAGACAUCAGCGGCCGACUCAGCUGCCAUGUCCUGCAGGAAUCUCUCCUGAGCUCAGCCAGCGGCUACAGCAACUACAGAGGAAUCCUAAACUGGUGUGUUGUUAUGCUGGUGCUCAGUAAUGCACGACUCUUCUUGGAGAACAUCAUCAAGUACGGUAUCCUAGUAGAUCCAAUCCAAGUCGUGUCUCUUUUCCUAAAGGACCCCUACAGCUGGCCAGCAGCCUGCCUAAUUAUUGUGUCCAACCUGUUCAUCUUGACAGCCUUGUACGUAGAGAGGCGUCUGGCAAUGGGUACGAUCUCUGAAACUACUGGAAGGAUUCUUUACAUUUUCAACCUCACAUUCAUGUUGACCUUCUCCUCUGCCACGGUCCUCUCUGUGACCUCCAUGACCCCAGUGGGUGGUGUUUUUUCUCUAGGAAUCUACACUGUGCUGUUUCUCAAGCUUUACUCUUAUCAGGACGCCAACAGGUGGUGCAGAGAGAUCAGACAAGCCAAAGCCAAAAGCUUAACCCGAUCAUAUUCAUGUCCAAAUGUUCAGCAGUCGAACGGCUCAGCAGUUCAUUCUCUGGUCUCCUACCCAGGAAACCUCACACACAGAGACAUGUACUACUUUGUUUGUGCCCCAACUCUAUGCUACCAGCUCAACUUCCCUCGAUCUCCACGGAUACGUAAACGGUUCCUGAUGAGAAGGCUUUUUGAAAUGCUUUUUCUUAUGCAGUUGUUGGUGGGAUUGAUACAGCAGUGGAUGGUUCCCACAAUUCAAAAUUCUAUGAAACCGUUCCGGGAAAUGGAUUUUUCUCGGAUGGUGGAGCGAUUGCUCAAAUUAGCAGUCCCCAACCAUCUUAUAUGGCUAAUAUUCUUUUACUGGUUUUUCCAUUCCUCUAUGAAUUUUGUGGCAGAACUGCUGCAGUUUGGAGACAGGGAGUUCUACAGGGACUGGUGGAACUCUGAGACCGUCACAUAUUUCUGGGCUAACUGGAAUAUCCCCGUUCACAAAUGGUGCCUGAGACAUUUCUAUAAGCCGAUGCUAAAAAGAGGGACCAACAAGUUUCUGGCUCAAACUGCUGUCUUCUUAGUUUCUGCUUUCUUCCACGAGUACCUGGUUAGCGUUCCUCUGAAGAUGUUCAGACUUUGGGCCUUUAUGGGAAUGAUGGCUCAGGUUCCUCUGGCUUGGUUUGUGGGUCGCUACCUGAACGGAAACUACGGCAACGCGGCCGUCUGGCUCUCGCUCAUCAUUGGGCAGCCCAUUGCGGUGCUGAUGUAUUUCCAUGACUACUAUGUUAUUCAUCAUGGAAGCACUAAAUAG